UAGCUGCGGCUACGGCUAGGUCACUGUGAGUUUUGCAUACAAGACGCCUUCAGUGCUUUGACGGUGUAGAAAAUUGUGUUUAAAUGUCGCACUUAAGUCACCACCACUUUAAACCAACACUGAAUGAGCUCCCGAAGCGGUUUGUCAGUGCCAUGAAGGUUCUUUUCGACAUCAUGGAUGAUCAGAAGACUGGCUGCAUUAAUAUUCGGGAUAUCGAGAAGCGGUGGCCGUGCAGUCGUGACAGCAGCAACGGUCUUCCCUCUGACGUGAUGGAGUGCCUUAGAAAAGUGACACCGCCCAAUGAAAUGAUCAAUUUUGAGAGGUUUUGUGCCGGUUUGAAAAUGUGUCUGCUUCGUCACCGCGUAGGACACAGACAGGCUCUAGGCAAUGCAGCUCAGUGGUACCGCAGCCAGUACUUACCGCAGCUCGGUCAGGUCAGUGAACCUAGAGGUCGUCCCUCAUCUGUGCCACUUCCUGAUCGUGAGGAACGGACUCUUGCAAGACAUCAGCCUGCGCUGAAACCUCCAUCCAUUUCAAAGUCAUAUUCCGGACCUGGCCGAUCGUUAGACAAUUUAGCAGGUAAUAUCGCGGUGCGACCUUCAAAUACGGCGGCCGUUCGUCCAAGCACCGUUACAGCGCAACACAGAUCGGUCAGUGUCCCGCACUUGCAAGGCAAGGAAUUGUCCAGGCAGACGGCAGACGUCCGCAGAAUACCGAGUAAGCUUCGGGGCUACCGCAGUGAUGUGCGACUUGCCGAACUUCGGGGAGACCAUGAAGUGGGAGCGCAGAGACUCUCUGGGGUAAAAAACAAGAUAUUGGAUCAAUCGGUGGAUGCUGCUAAGCCAUGCACACAGAUACCCAUACGUGAGCCAUUAUCUGUAAAAGUGCCAGAAAUGAGACAUCAAAAGGAAAACGUGGUUCCAGCACCAACAGGCAAGGAAGCAGGUAAUGCCGACAACAAACAGAGCAGCAGUGCUGCCCUCAGGAAACAGACCCGUAAACGAGAGCCCAGGCGGCACACUUUGGGACAUGGAAUUGAAUAUAGCAUGUUAAGACGCAUGAAACAGCUGGAGCAGGAGAAGGACGUGCUUGUACAAGGACUGAGGGCCGUUGAGCAUGCAAGGGACUGGUACCAACAACGCAUCAGUGGGGUUCAAGAGAAAAUGCAAAAUACGAGCAAAGGCCAUGCAGCACCAGAAUAUUCCACUGAUGCACAUGAAGAGAGAUUGAGAUUUCAGAUAGCGAGGAUAUUUGAUGUCAAUCAGCACCUAAGAGCUCUUAUUGAGAGCUCAGAUAAGGGAUUCCCAUUACAUAUGAAUUUGGCAGUUCAACCAUCGCCAUACAAUGUGCAGCAAAACUCCAUGGUGCAGAGGCUCAAGGAACAGAAUCAUAUCCUAACAGAGGAAGUGAGCCAAAAGAGUGAAGUUAUUGCUCAGCUAGAGAGAGAAAAGGCUACUCUGAUAAGGGAACUCUUCCAAGCUCGUUCACAGCAUCGGGUUCACAUUGACGAGACCACACUCAUGUAGUCGCACAGUAGCAUCCACGCUAAAAGUGCAAGUGAGACCAACGUGUGGACAUACUCAGACCUGCAAGCCGAGAACAGAUCACUGCCGGUCCCCCCCCGUCCCUCUGCCGGUGCCACAAGAUAUGCCGUGACAGCGACGUCCGAGUGAAGUCUGAUGAUGAUUGUUUUGUUCUGUGUAAACAUUUUUAAAAGUAACUUAGUAACAAACUCUAAGCAAAGAAAUUGAACACCAGUAUUGGAAUAUUAGGCCUUAACUUUUUUUUAAAUUUAGGUGACAGUAGCGGGUUUUAGCAGAUCGGAAGGUGUUAACAAUACCUGUUCCACAAACACAAGCCAAUCUUUCAACUGGCUGACAUCACAUUGCUGCUGUUUGAUUCGACAACAUCUUCCUGUAUCGUGUCGUUUUCGUAGAGUGCCUCCGAUCUAGAGCACUGCACGGGCCGCAUUUUUAGGCCCGGCCCGAGCACGACCUGACGGCUGCAUACCUAGCCGCGAAGAGUGAAGCCCGAAGGAUUCUAAGUUUCUCAGCCCAAGUCCGGUCCGAGCCCGAGAAAUUUAUAGGCUACCCAGGCCCGACCAAGCCAGGCCCAGCGUAUCAGGCUCCAAAAAAUUUGACCGUGGCUAACUAACAGAGGGGUAACAGAGGCUCGAGCCGAUAAUGAUAGAACCCGAACUCAGCCUAGACCCGCCAAAAAGAAAGUUUAACCUGGUUUUCGGGUAAGCCCGAGCCCGUGCAGUGCUCUACUCCAGUCUACAAAAAUUCGUUAAUGACACAGCUGGAAUACGGAAAGUGCAAUAAUUCUCCAAUUUCCUGAACUGGAUAGGGACACAAUAUGAAGCCAGAAGUUCCAAAGGCAGAACAGUAUUAAAAAACUAGAAACAAUAUUUUAAUCUUGUACAACCGUGCAACAAAUGCAAUUUUCGCAUUUCGCUUUUAUUGUGGGAGACUCCCAGACUGCCAAAAAAAGAAAAGACUUUCCCACCUACUAAGGCCGUACAUGACAAGAGGGACAAACUGGGAAAUGGCAAAUCAAAACAUCGCUUCCAUCACUUCGAGGUGGAUUCCCAUCAUUCCACGUACAAAGGUUUCUGUUGGCCAUAUUUUAUAAGAUAUAAAAAUAUUAAGAGUGUAUAUUGUGGGUGCCUUAUGUGUUGGCGGGUUAUUCUUUUACAGAAAUUGUUUAAUAAAGUAUUGCUGGUUAUGGUGCA
This is a messenger RNA of Ornithodoros turicata, 2734 nucleotides long. RefSeq names its product suppressor APC domain-containing protein 2-like. Lineage: Eukaryota; Metazoa; Arthropoda; Arachnida; Ixodida; Argasidae. The record is from RefSeq and is a predicted model, not a curated record. The coding region runs from base 84 to 1526 and encodes 480 amino acids. The transcript has 6 exons.